Messenger RNA from Medioppia subpectinata, 251 nucleotides. NCBI's taxonomy places the organism in Eukaryota, Metazoa, Arthropoda, Arachnida, Sarcoptiformes, Oppiidae. The record is from the annotation of a GenBank genome assembly.
UGUAAUAGGAGUAUGAUUUGGAACAGAAGAUUGAUCUGGAGAUCAAGAUGAGAGAGGGGACGACCAAACUGUUGGCCGCCUGUAAGCACUCAAACCAGACACUGGAAGCGUCCAAAUCGUUGCUCACAUCCAAUGAACGAAUGGUCGCUUAUACGAGUGAAUUGCAGAGAAGGAGAGCUAAUGAAAGAACCGAAAGACAUUCAAACAAAGAUGAGAUGAAAAUUCGUGAUCUCAAAGACACCCAAUUCUGA